GACAUUUUCCUAUCAGGUCUUCUUCUUUGUCUUUAUAGAUAGCCGUCGCCUGCAUCCAGUAUACUAUUUACCCUCUAUGCAGGAUCUGUCCUGUCCAUACAGUCUCAGUGCAACGGGUGUGACGCAGGCCAUCAAGGAGAGUCUCCAUCACCGAUAUAUCUGAUUUCGUUUUAUCAUGUCAACCUUCGAACCUGAGACACCGGGAGAGGCCUCUGUUCUAGACGAUUUUCGCGUUCGUGUCUGGAAGCCAUUCCAGGAAAUCUAUGAGGACAGGUGGGACCAAGCAAAAUGGGAUGCCGCCGUCGUGGAUUUCAACGCACGCCACGAUCCAGCCAUACUGGAGAGCCUGCGGGCCAAGAAGAAAUUACCCCCUUGGGACGCUCUUGAGGCGCAGAUCAAAAAAGGCCCUCCCCCUUUCCUCCGACCUGGAUGGGUUAGUCCUUUACUUGGAAAACGCGUCAACCUCGAUUGGAUAGAUCAGGGCUCGUUCAUAAGCAUCCAAGGCAAUAAGGACGGAUGGCAAAACAAAAAGGUCUUAGUCCUGGAAUUCUGGGCCUCCUGGUGUCGUCCGUGCCAUAGAGUUUUCGAUCACCUCUCCGAAAUUGCGUUGAAUCAACCGGACGUCAAGGUCAUCACAUUUAACCAUGAAGGUAUCUUCAGCCAAGCGGCCACCGAUAUCGAAGCUCUGAAGGCGUUCAUCAAAAUGAAAGGCAACUUGCAGUACCCCAUAUUUGUGGACAUCAAUCGCAUUGCUAUCAACGCUAUUUUCAAACCAGGGCAAAACCUCUCAAUCCCCCUAGUUUUCAUCAUCACUACCCAGGACCAUGUCGUGCACUGGGUUGGAAACGCGGACGCGGAGGACAUGGGCGAACCGCUAUCUAAAGUUCUGGCGUCUUUGUAACGGACCCAGCCUACACCCGGCGAUGGAUUGACAAAGCCCUUGCAUCCUCGUUAUACAUGAAUCUUAUGGUCACAGUAUCAAACCAAGGAGUGAACGAUAUCUUGAAUAUGUUUCGUGUAUUCUACCUCGGUCCCGUCUAGAUCGUAUAAAAGUUGUAUCAGUACGUGC
Somion occarium is the source of this 1069-nucleotide messenger RNA. The record is from the annotation of a GenBank genome assembly. NCBI's taxonomy places the organism in Eukaryota, Fungi, Basidiomycota, Agaricomycetes, Polyporales, Cerrenaceae.